GAAUCAGGACACUAGUGUCUUUGAACUCACCAAGAUCUCCAGCAGUUUCUUUUACUUUCCUCCAGACGUUCAUUUUUCCUCCAUUCCUUGUCUACAUCAUGACCUGCAGUCCUACAGCUACAGGAACAAGGGGAAAAAACAAAGCAAAAACCCAGAAAUAGAAAUUGGAACAAACCAUAAACGGCAUAUAACACAAUACAAACUGCAAGUCUUCCCUUCAGUUUAACCAGCUCAAGCAUAUUUGCUCUCUUCACAUUGCUGAAUCUGUAUUUUGCAUCAUAAGAUGUUUAUUUUAUGCUCACCACACCUGUUUUCUUUCAGUUAAAUGAAGAGAUGUCCAAGAUCGUGACCAAUGUGCUCGACAAUUACCCCGGCAACAACUCGACCACGGAGCAGGCCUGGGACUUCAUCCAGAGGAAUAUGGAGUGUUGUGGCUGGACCAGCCGUCUGGACUGGAACGGUAACAUGGUGAUUGUCAACAGCUCCCAGCUGCUGUAUCCCUGCUCCUGCCAGAACUUCUCGCUCACCACCGGAAACCUCUCCGACAGCGGAUUCUGUGAGGCUCAGACGCCUGACUGGCCCGUAUACGACGUGGGUUGUGCUGCCAGCGUGGAGAGCUGGCUUCUCACCAACAUCGGGGUCGUCCUGGGUAUCUGCCUCGGAGUGGGUCUGAUUGAGCUGGUGGGGAUGAUCUUGUCCAUCUGCCUGUGCAGGAACGUUCACACAGAAGAUUACACCAAAGUGCCAAAGUACUAAAGAAGCUCACUGGUUGAACUGAACAGAAAGAAAGGGAGGAAACAGUAAAAUAAUGCAUUUUGUUUUCCAUCCUUUAUUUGGUUAAACAUUUUGUCCAAAUGUAAAAAUAAUUUGUGUUUGCUUUAUAUUUUGUUAGAUUCUUCUUUUGAGGCACUUCCAUCUUUUUAUUUUUGUCAGUCCAGUCUUUCUUUGGAGCACUUUAGAUCAGAUAACUAUGCUGAAAAUGUUUUGAUUAAAUAUAUAUAAGAGGAACCAUUUGGAGAGUUUGUAAAGUAAGAAAUGAUGGAUACUCGGAUUACAGCGUCGCUGGUUUCUCUAUAAAUUAUCGCCUCAUGGUUUUAGUUUUCCCUCAAAAAUCUGAAGAGAAAUCGUGUUUUAUUGUCUGUAACGACAGAAGCAAAGCUAACGUCUGCAUGACAACUGAUUUGGACAACUGGAAAAAUCCACCUUGUGUGUGAGGCGUGUCGUUUCUUUAUUUUUAUACACCAGCGUUUUGAGUUAUUGCGAAAUGUUUUCAGUACUUUGUAUAUAAUUUUAGUCAUUAUUUGUGUGAAUUUGAAUCCAAAAAAGUCUGCCAGUGUUUCCUUUAGCAGCUGAUUUUUUCAUGUUUUCUUAAUUUUUGCUCUGGAAAUAAUAGAAAUAAUGAGGUACUAAAGAAGAACAUUUAUGAUACUUGUCUUUUAAAAGUAUCACUCCCAGUUUACAAUUGUCUUUGACAAGCAAAAACAAGAUUUUCUUUUUUUUAAGGUAGUUUUAAGUUCAUAUUUUACCCACUAUAACGUUUGAGUCGUGAAAUGUUUCUUUUAACCACUUUUUGAAAUAUGUAAACUUGAAAUAUUAGGAAAAGAGGCAAAAUUUUUUCGAGCAGAAGAAAUAUUUUUGGGGAGAUCCAUCUUGGAAAUUGUUCAUACAGAAAAAUCUUUUGAAAUUCAUUUAUGUACAACUUUCAACUUUCAUCCAAGAUGUUGUGUUGUUUUUAUAAUGUACAAAUACACCUUCCUGUUCUUUGUAUGUACAGUCUGUAUGAAAAACAUCCCAUUAACAUUUAUAAUUAAGUUGUAAGACGGAAAGGGUACGUAUGUUUGUAACUAGAUGGACUUCUGGUAGCUGGAUUAGUAAGAGUGUACUCACAACAUUCAUCCUUUCAUUUUGCCAAUAAACUGAUUACAGUA
This is a messenger RNA of Cottoperca gobio, 1928 nucleotides long. RefSeq names its product CD82 antigen-like. The record is from RefSeq and is a predicted model, not a curated record. Bases 295 to 756 code for a protein of 153 amino acids. Gene Ontology annotation, cellular component: membrane. The transcript has 4 exons. NCBI's taxonomy places the organism in Eukaryota, Metazoa, Chordata, Actinopteri, Perciformes, Bovichtidae.